AUGCCUUAUAUUCCUUUCACACAGUGGGCGGCGGUGCUUGAGCAGCACGGCAAGCCUCCCGUCAUUGUUGAAGACAGACCGAUCCCAGAAGCCGUUCCUGGCAGUAUCGUUGUUAAGGUCCUAGCCACACCAGUAUCACGUUACGCGAGAACCGCGAUCGACGGCACGAUCCCUGCUCCCCUCCUCGAUACGCCCUUUGUCCCGUGCCCAAGAGCUCUCGGAUACGUGUACAAGGCCGGCAGUGGCACAACGUCCUUUAGGGAGGGAGACUUGGUGCACGUCGAGCCUGCAGUCAUGGCUCGCGAUGAUCCAAACGUAUUCAUCAUGCAAGGACACGUCAAGGGGCUGCCUAGCGACAAGACUGACAGAUUGGCCAAAGGAGAGUUUCGUGACGGUGCUCUUCAACAGUAUCAGCGCGUCCCACUCGAGAAUGUCUACCAUAUAGACGAGACACUCAUCAGAAAGUUGGGCGUCGACCUGAUCAACCUCGUCUCCAUCAGCGCAUUUUCUCCAGCCGCCGGAGCCAUAUUUGAGUCAGCGAACCUCAAAGUCUGCGACACAAUCAUCAUUGGGCCAUCGGGUGGGUCGUUUGGUGGAAGUGCUGUUGAGUUGGCCUUGGCGGUUGGAGCAAGCGUCGUUGCUCUUGGACGUAACGCGGAAUUGUUACAAGCCACGGAGCAGAGCUUGAACACCGUUCUCAUGACGGGCGACGUCGAGACCGACGCCGCUGCUAUACCCGUGGCCACGCCUGGUGGUGGAGGGGCAGACAUUUUCAACGAUUGGUCUCCAGGUGGUGUCACUGUCGCUCCCUUUCCACCAUCGGCUAUUCGAGCGCUCAAACGAGGCGGGCGAAUCGUGAUCAGCGGCGGAGCUUACGGCUUCUUGGAAGUUCCGUACAUAUCAAUGGUGUUCAAUAAGUUAUCGGUCGAGGGCUCCUUCAUGUACAAUCGCGAGUCUAUGAUAAGACUAAUUCACAUGAUCGAAUCAGGACAGCUUGAUAUCGGCACUGGAAGUGGCACUCGGGUUCGAAAGUUUGGAAUCGACGAGGUUGACAAAGCUAUCGUCGCCACUGAGAAAACAACUCGGUGGAGGAGCCACACUGUUGUUACUCCCAACCUAAUAGACUCGUAG
Molecule: messenger RNA, 1131 nt
Organism: Colletotrichum higginsianum IMI 349063
Lineage: Eukaryota; Fungi; Ascomycota; Sordariomycetes; Glomerellales; Glomerellaceae
Product: Isopropanol dehydrogenase
Exons: 2
Coding region: 1-1131 (376 amino acids)
Source: RefSeq, a predicted model, not a curated record